CUUCUCUGCCAAGCCCCUCACCGACGGGACGGCUGUGCAGCCCACCUGCCUGUGCCAUGAGCUCGGGGAAGACCCUCCGCUGCCCUCCAGGAGCAGCAGCCCACGGGGAAGCCACCUCCGUGGUGCCCACCUCACUUGCAGCCGGGGGCACGGGGCGAGCAUUGCCCGCAGCGGCACGGCACGACACGGGGAGGGAGUCGCUGCUGCCUGCCGCCUCUACCCACCGUGCCGUGCCGUUCCAAGCCGUGCCACGCCGUGCCGUGCUGUUCUGAGCCGUGCCACGCUGUGCCACGCCGUGCUGCUCCGAGCCGUGCCGUGGCCGGCCGCUCGGUGCGGGCUGCCGGAGCUGUCCAGCUGCCCGCGCCUGCCUGCCCGCAGCUCCAGCCAUCCCCGCCAUGCGAGAGCGAUGAGAGCAGCUCCUCCAGACGCAGCCCGGCAAUGGAGGAUGAUUUAUUCCAGCUGAGACAGCUGCCGGUGGUCAAGUUUCGCCGCACUGGGGAAAGUUCAAGGUCAGAAGAGGAUGCCAUUUCAGGAGAACAUGAAAUUCAGAUUGAGGGUGUUCGGACAGAGCUAGAGGCUGUCGAGCUAGAGGAUGGAGCUGCAGUGCCAAAAGAAUUUGCCAACCCAACUGAUGAUACUUUCAUGGUGGAAGAUGCGGUGGAAGCCAUUGGAUUUGGAAAGUUCCAGUGGAAGCUCUCUAUCAUUACUGGAUUAGCAUGGAUGGCAGAUGCUAUGGAAAUGAUGAUUUUAAGUAUCCUAGCUCCUCAGCUUCAUUGUGAGUGGCGAUUACCAAGCUGGCAGGUUGCAUUGCUCACAUCGGUGGUGUUUGUGGGAAUGAUGUCCAGUUCCACCCUCUGGGGAAACAUUUCAGAUCAGUAUGGGAGGAAAACAGGGCUAAAGAUCAGUGUGUUAUGGACGCUCUAUUAUGGGAUCCUCAGUGGUUUUGCACCAGUGUACAGCUGGAUCUUGGUGCUGAGGGGCCUGGUGGGCUUUGGCAUUGGAGGAGUACCUCAGUCGGUAACCUUAUACGCUGAAUUCCUUCCAAUGAAAGCCAGAGCAAAGUGCAUUUUAUUAAUAGAGGUCUUUUGGGCUAUUGGGACCGUGUUUGAAGUCCUCCUAGCAGUGUUAGUGAUGCCCACUCUUGGAUGGCGGUGGCUUCUCAUUCUUUCUGCCCUUCCGCUUUUGCUCUUCGCUGUCCUAUGUUUUUGGCUGCCAGAAAGUGCCAGGUAUGAUGUAUUAUCUGGAAAUCAAGAAAAAGCAAUUGCCACUUUAAAGCGGAUAGCAACAGAAAAUGGAGCUCCGAUGCCCUUGGGAAAAUUAAUUAUUUCCAGACAGGAAGAUCGAGGAAAAAUGAGGGACCUUUUUACACCACAUUUUAGAUGGACCACGUUGUUACUCUGGUUUAUAUGGUUUUCCAAUGCUUUUUCAUAUUAUGGGUUAGUUUUAUUAACUACAGAGUUCUUCCAAGCAGGAGACGUCUGCAGCAUUUCCAGUAGAAGGAAAGAAGUUAAAGCAAAGUGCAGCCUGAGCUGUGAGUAUCUGACAGAGGAAGACUACACUGAUCUGCUCUGGACAACUCUGUCAGAAUUCCCUGGUGUGUUAGUAACACUGUGGAUUAUUGAUCGGAUAGGCCGCAAGAAAACCAUGGCCCUGUCCUUUUUUGUCUUCUCGUUUUGCAGUCUUUUGCUGUUCCUCUGUGUUGGAAGAAAUGUUCUUACUGUGCUGCUCUUCAUUGCAAGAGCUUUUAUUUCAGGAGGAUUUCAGGCUGCUUAUGUUUACACUCCUGAGGUUUAUCCAACAGCCACGCGUGCUUUGGGGCUGGGAACGUGCAGUGGAAUGGCCAGAGUGGGAGCCCUCAUAACCCCCUUCAUUGCACAGGUGAUGUUGGAAUCUUCAGUCUAUUUAACACUGGUGGUUUACAGUGGAUGUUGCCUGCUGGCCGCUGUGGCUUCGUGCUUCUUGCCCAUUGAAACAAAAGGCCGUGGACUGCAGGAGUCCAGCCACAGAGAAUGGGGACAGGAGAUGGUUGGGAGAGGAUCUCAUUCCCCGGGAGUCACCAGGUCAAACUCUGGAUCACAGGAAUGAUGGGACACGAAAUCCUGAGGAAAGAAUGGAUGAUAUGAUCAAGAUAUGUUUCACAAAAGUCCAAGCCUGAAGCAUAGAAAGCAGACCAUACUGUCACUGCCAAUGUCACGUGUCAAACUGCAGGAACUUUUGGGCUGAGCCUAAGCAAAUUGCAUCUCUACUGCUCCUUGCUCACACUCAUAAAAACUUUGCUUCCGUAUUGAGAGGCAUUUGAUCCAGAUAUCAUUUGAAAUUUAGCAGGAAGGGUUUUUCUUAAGUUUCUUGUGCUUGCAUGGUCAGCUAUUCAGCUUAAAAUGUCCCGUGUCAAGCAAAUAGCUAACUGGAUGCCACUCAGUAUCAGCUGUAAUUAAAACAAUGUACUCUUGAUGCCUAAAAUCAAAAGAUUUCUAUUUAUUGUGUACCUGGCAUAGCACACGGUGGAUUCCAUACACUACAGGAUAGGUUUUAUGAAUUAGAUGCCUGCCUUGCACUUUUUAGCCACCGACAACAACAAAAUGAGGUAACAGCAAACCAACCAAUGCUUUCUAGUUCCCUUGCUUACGGGUUCUGCUCCUUGAGAAUUUACAGGCGCUGUAAGUGAGACUUCUUGGAAUCUAUUUCCUCAACGUUUCUGCCUCCCAGGGCAGGUAGUUUUGGUUGGUGAGGAGUGGUAUUUGUUGCAGAGAUGGAACCUCAUAUGAAAAAUGUAAAUCUUGAUGGUUUGGAGCAGAAAUUGACUUUUCUGACAUUGCCAGAAACACUGAGCACUCUGUUUGUUGCCUGGUGAAGACUGCUUCGGCUGUACUGGUGUCUCUGUGUGUGUGGAGAUGCACGCUGUGUUUUUCUGCAUGGGUCCAGGUCUGUUUCUGCUCAAUUUGCCUAAGUAUGUUCCCGCAGUGGUGUAGCCAGAGCCUUUGAUCAAGGUGCCUCAGUCGGAACAGCUGCGUGUAGCGGUUUGGAUGGAGCGGCUUUCAAGCGGCUCCCAACAGAAGUUGGUCUCCUGACAGCUGGACUGAACUUUUUGAUAGCUGCAGAUUGUACAUCGACUGCAACGUCAAGCUGGUGACAAAGGAAUGUAUCUGGCAUCAUGUCAUAAACAUACAAAAAUCCAGGGAAGAGCCAAACCACAAUCUUCCUUGGAAGAGGAACUGCACCCCUUCAGAUGUAGCUAGCCUGCGGAGGUCGAUGACCCUGGAGAAUGUAAAAGUUCAGGUGGGGAUAAGUUUGUCUUGUUUGUCUGAAAUCUGUCACUAUGCAGGGAGUUAGGUUUCAGAGUCUGUGGACAUGCAGCAAGGAAAUACCUAAGGAAACUGAGACCUGUCUUAGCCAUGUCUCAGUUUAUUUUAUGGAUUCCAGACUGUGGAGCACACAACCAAAUGUGAGAUGGACUGGAUGCUAAUCACUAGGCUGUGGGAAAGCAAUACAUUUUUGUAAUACGUGUGGUCAGUUGUCUCACAUUACCAUAGGUAAGUGUGCAACAAAUUUUGCACAAUAGGCUAUUUUAAAUAUUCUGGGAACCAGGCCCCUUUUCCCUGGGGCGAUAACAGGUCACUGAGUCCGUGUUUGGGUGCAAACCAAAUGAACACGGUUGGGGUUCACCUUUCACUUAGGGAUUUGCAGCACUGUAGUGUGGUACAAUGCUCUAAGAUAAGUUGGGCUGUUUGUUUGUAGCACUGAAGGAAAAUCAUAAGUGGAUAAUUCCUUAAAGAACCUGAGGAAACUCAGACUAAUAAAAAAA
This is a messenger RNA of Oxyura jamaicensis (ruddy duck), 3802 nucleotides long. RefSeq names its product SV2 related protein (gene SVOP). Bases 439 to 2085 code for a protein of 548 amino acids. The transcript is spliced from 16 exons. Gene Ontology annotation, molecular function: transmembrane transporter activity. Lineage: Eukaryota; Metazoa; Chordata; Aves; Anseriformes; Anatidae. Gene Ontology annotation, biological process: transmembrane transport. The record is from RefSeq and is a predicted model, not a curated record. Gene Ontology annotation, cellular component: membrane.